This is a messenger RNA of Brassica napus (rape), 912 nucleotides long. Its product is annotated as probable disease resistance protein At1g15890. The coding region runs from base 1 to 912 and encodes 303 amino acids. Lineage: Eukaryota; Viridiplantae; Streptophyta; Magnoliopsida; Brassicales; Brassicaceae. Gene Ontology annotation, biological process: defense response to other organism. The record is from RefSeq and is a predicted model, not a curated record. The transcript has a single exon. Gene Ontology annotation, molecular function: protein binding.
AUGGCACCCAAGAAGACCGUAGAGAAGUGGCGAGAUGCUACCGACUCCUUGAGCUCAAUCUUAACAGAGUUAUCUCUGUCUGAGUUCUCAUGCGAGGAAGACAUAAACCUGUCCGUUCUCAAGUUUAGCUACAUCAACUUAGAAGAUCCUAAGUUCAGGCGUUGUUUCCGAUACUGUGCCUUGUUUCCUGAAAAUUAUGAGAUGAUCAAGGAGGAGUUAAUAGAGUAUUGGGAAUGUGAAGCUUUCGUUGAAGGCCGUGACCAGGGCCAAGAUGUUUUCGAUAAACUUGUCAGUGCACGUUUAUUGAUGGAGAACGAAGGAAAAGUGAGGAUGCACGAUUUGCUUCGUAAAACGGCUCUAUCACCAGAAGCUUAUGAUAGUGGCGAGAGAGCAGAGAUUGUAUACGUAAACCCUGACACAACACUGAUUCAAAUUUCUAGUGAUUUGAAUUGGUCUGUUGUGGAAAGGGUUUCACUGAUAAACAAUCAGAUCAAGGAGAUAUCUAGCAAUGACUCCAGCCCAAAUCUUACAACGUUACUCCUCCGCAAUCAAAUGGUGGAGAAUAUUUCUUGGGAUUUUUUUCUCCAGAUGCCGAAGCUACUGGUUUUGGAUUUAGCUUUUAACCAAAGACUUGCCCAACUUCCACCCAGCAUUUCAAAACUGCACUCCUUGCUGUAUCUUAAUCUAUCCUUUACCAACAUAGAGCUACUACCGGUGGGUCUGAAAGAGCUGACACAACUGAUGUAUCUGAAUUUGGAGCAUACUCUUAAUCUUGAGAAUAUCGUUGGGAUAAGGGCUUUGCUGAGACUAAGAGUGUUGAGACUACUGGGAUCCAGAUUUUGUCCAAACCUACACUUCAUUGAAGAUUUAACACACCUGGGCGAGAUAAGUGUCUUGACUAUCUCUCUAUAA